Messenger RNA from Xenia sp. Carnegie-2017, 1594 nucleotides. RefSeq names its product ficolin-2-like. Lineage: Eukaryota; Metazoa; Cnidaria; Anthozoa; Malacalcyonacea; Xeniidae. The coding region runs from base 642 to 1136 and encodes 164 amino acids. The record is from RefSeq and is a predicted model, not a curated record. The transcript is spliced from 4 exons.
UUGAACUAAGCACAUAAAUAGAGCUUGAGUAUUUUUGUCUACAUGCAAAGCCUUUGGACAUUGAUUACUUUUCAUAAGAUGGCGAAAUUUACUUAUGUCUUACUGACGAUUAGUUGCAUGGCUGUUGUUGUGCAAAGCAGAGGAAGUUUGAUAAAUGAAAAAGAAGAUGAUUUAAAUGAUGAUUUCUCAGCACCCAGCCUCGACAUGAAACGCUCCUUGAAAUCUAGUCAAAGAAAUUCAAAAUUGAAGAUACAAAUUGCAGUACUAAAAGGGCUUUUAAAAAAACUUCAAACAUAUCAGAAAACUUUACACACGCAGGACAAAUACCUUAAAACUUUUAAGUUAAUGCUUCAAUCAAAAAUCAAUAAAACACAAGCACAAACGUCAAAAAAAAAAAAAAAUUUGAAUUACAAAUUAUCAAACUGUCAUUAAAAAUAAAAGCACUUGCUGCACAUAUAGCGCCCAUUCAAGCAAAGGUGAAAAAUCUUGGCAAACAAUUGAAAACUUUUUAUCUGGAAAAUAGCAAACUCACUGGAAAAUCACGAAAAGACUGCGCAGAUCUCUACAAGAAUGGUGAAAACAAGAGCGGAGUUUAUCAAAUUGAUCCUGAUGGUCAAGGUAGUUUCAAAGUCUACUGUGACAUGACGUCAUCUGGUGGUGGUUGGACUGUGUUGCAAAGGAAUGAACUUAAAGGCGAAAACUUCUAUCGAGACUGGAAAGAGUAUAAACAAGGAUUUGGUGAUCUGAAAGGCGAAUUCUGGCUUGGAUUAGACAAAAUAUACCGACUAACGACUGCAAGAAAAAAUAAACUUCGUAUUGAUUUGACAAACAAGUCAGGAAUCAAACGAUAUGCUGCAUAUGAUUAUUUUGCUGUAAAGAAUGAAGCACAUAAAUAUCAGUUGAGUCUUGGAAAUCACUCAGGAAAUGUUGGAAAUUCAUUUUCCUGGCAUAAUGGCAUGAAGUUUACGACAAAAGAUUCAGAUAAUGAUAAACGUAAUAAUGCGAACUGUGCUAAACAAUAUAGAGGUGGUUGGUGGUAUAAUGAUUGUUAUAGUGCCUUGCUGUGCAGUAAUCGUAUAUGGUGGAGUAGUUGGGGUGGUUCUAUGAAGUUUGGUGAAAUGAAAAUCAAACCGUAAAUGACUCUCUCAUAAAAUUUUGCGUUCUUGACUUUGAUUUCCUUAUAAUAUUUAUUACUAUUGUAAAAUAUGUUAUGUAGCUUGUCUUAAUGCUUUCAAACCUGUCAAAAAGAAUUUAUGUUUCUAAAAUGUUGUUGAAGUAUGAAAAUUGCGUGCAUCUUAUCAAGUAGUAAAAAACGCGUAUUUUUGGUUGUUGUGAUUAACCUGGCAAUAAACUUGCACUGUGUCAAUGCUUUAUGUCAUUUAUUCAGGCUAUUAAAUUUCAUUAAAUCCAUGUAAUAUAUUUUAUAGCAGAUAGAUUCACAAAAUAAUUAGUUAGUGACACCUGGGAUUGCUCAAACGAAAAAUGUUGGUGCAUUUAGUCACAUUUAUCUUCUAAAACUCGACCUUAGCUUCUAUGUACAAAUGAUGUGAUACGUUUUCGUUCAAAAAUCAUAAUUACAAAAUGUACAUGAUUA